GGCUAUCUGCAAUCACUUGUAUAACAGAAUUCAGCAGCUGCUUCUACGUAGGCAAAUUGCAAGAGACAGAGAAGAGCGUGGGCAGGAACUGAGAAGAGGCUUUGAUCCUCUCCACAAGCCACAGGAUCUGCUUUUUGCCAUGUGGUUCUUCUUGGCUGUGUUGCUGAUCCUUUAUUUCUUUCGCCGAUGGUACCGGGAGAGACAGACCGUGGAGAAUCUGACAGAGAAAUAUGUCUUCAUCACUGGCUGCGACUCUGGUUUUGGGAAUGCGCUCGCCAAGCAGCUGGAUCUGAACGGCAUGAGGGUCUUAGCAGGAUGUCUCACCAAAAAGGCGGCUGAACAGCUGGAGAAUGCCACAUCUGAUCGCUUGAAGACCACCAUCCUGGAUGUGGCCAGCACAGAGAGUGUUGCAGCUGCCACCGAGUGGGUGAAACGAUGUGUGGGGGACAAAGGGCUCUGGGGUGUAGUAAAUAAUGCAGGUAUAGGUGCACCAACAAGUCCCAAUGAGUGGCUGGCUAAAGAAGACUUCAUGAAAAUCCUAAGUGUCAACUUGCUUGGGGUGAUUGAUGUGACACUGCAGAUGUUGCCCCUGGUGAAGAGAGCUAGAGGAAGAGUGGUCAAUGUGGCCAGUGUGAUGGGAAGACUGGCAUUCUUUGGUGGAGGUUACUGUCCAUCCAAGUUUGGUGUGGAAGCCUUCUCUGACAGUCUGAGGCGGGAGAUGCUUUCUUUCGGGGUCCAUGUCAGCAUUAUUGAGCCUGGCGCUUUUCGUACAUCCAUUGCAUUGCCUGUAGAAGAAACCUACAAAGAUAUAUGGACUCGGUUACCUUCCGACAUCAAAGUACAAUAUGGGCAGCAGUAUUUUGAUACCUGCCUCAAACAAUUGUCAGGACUCCUCCAUUCAGGAAGCGCAGAUCUCAGCUUGGUCACAGACUCCAUGGAACAUGCUCUGACAUCUCGCCACCCGCGCACUCGUUACUCUUCAGGGUGGGAUGCUAAACUCUUCUACAUUCCCGUCUCCUACUUACCAACUACAGUGGCAGAUUAUAUACUGACCCGUGAUCAACCCAAACCAGCACAGGCAAUAUAGUUAAUGUUCUAGAAACUGUAUUACUGUCAUCUGAGCUGCAGAAUGGAUACACGUUAUCUUUUGAGACUCUUCUCAGAUAAAGCCUAAUCAAACUAAGAUUUUUAUAAAAUAAAUGAUUUUAUUAUUC
Messenger RNA from Heteronotia binoei (common prickly gecko), 1214 nucleotides. Its product is annotated as 17-beta-hydroxysteroid dehydrogenase type 6-like. The transcript is spliced from 5 exons. Bases 140 to 1087 code for a protein of 315 amino acids. The record is from RefSeq and is a predicted model, not a curated record. NCBI's taxonomy places the organism in Eukaryota, Metazoa, Chordata, Lepidosauria, Squamata, Gekkonidae.